Molecule: messenger RNA, 1383 nt
Organism: Triticum turgidum subsp. durum (durum wheat)
Lineage: Eukaryota; Viridiplantae; Streptophyta; Magnoliopsida; Poales; Poaceae
Source: the annotation of a GenBank genome assembly
AUGACGACGACGCGCCCCGCCGCUACGACCGAGGAAGAGGAAGAGGAGGAGGCGGUGGUGGCCGCCUCUGCAGCGGCCAAUGCCGCGCCACCGGACGCAGACGAUCGGGAGCAGCAGAAGAAGGUUCGGGCGAGGAAGAAGAAGAAGCGUCGGAGGGCGCCGAGCGAGGAGGAGCUGGCCGCGCUGAGGUCCGUGCUCCGCUGGGCCCGCCGCGGCGAGGCGGGCGACGACGAUGCGGCGGACUGUGGUGGGCACCUGUUGCCGGCGGGGAGGCGGCGGCCGCGCGUGGCGGUGGAGCUGCAUGCGCACUCGACGCGCAGCGACGGCUCGCUCUCGCCCGCGGCGCUCGUGGAGCGCGCGCACCGCAACGGGGUGAAAGUGUUCGCGCUAACUGAUCAUGACACCAUGGCGGGUGUCGCGGAGGCGAUGGAGACUGCAAAGGAAUUUUCCAUCAGGAUCAUCCCUGCUGUUGAGAUAAGUGCAGUUUAUUCGCCUAGUAAUGGAUCAGGAGCCAAUGAACCUGUUCAUGUUCUUGCAUACUACGGUAGUUGGGGCCCUGCUAAAUCUCAGGAACUGGAGAAGGUUCUAUCUAGCAUCAGGGAGAGCCGCUAUACACGUGCCAAGGAGAUGCUAUCGAAACUUAGGAACCUCGGCAUGCCAUUGAACUUCGAAGAUGUAUCUAAUAUAGCAGGGAGUGGGGUGGCUCCAGGGCGGGUGCACGUUGCGCGUGCCAUGGUUGAAGCUGGAUAUGUUGAUAAUCUUAGGCAAGCUUUCAGCAGGUACUUGUACGAUGGAGGGCCUGCUUAUGCUACUGGUAGUGAGCCAGCUGGGGAAUCUGUUGUGCAGCUAAUAUGUAGAACUGGGGGCAUAGCUGUUUUGGCUCAUCCGUGGGCAUUGAAAAAUCCUGUUCCUGUGAUAAAGGAUUUGAAGGCUGCUGGUCUGCAUGCUAUUGAGGUCUAUCGAAGCGAUGGGAAACUAUCUGGAUUGAGUGAUCUGGCUGAUACUUAUGAGCUUCUGAAGCUCGGUGGAUCAGAUUACCAUGGACGAGAUGACAAGGAAGAACCUGAUAUAGGAAGUGUUGAUCUUCCGGUCUUGGCAUUUUUUAGAUUUCUUGAGGCAGCUCAACCAAUUUGGUGCAAUGCUAUCAAGGAAAUUUUUGCAAACGCCACUGAAAGAACUGGCUUGAAUGGCCCAAAAGGAUGUCAUCGGACUAACUCUGUAGAUGAUUUAUGUAAUACGUGCCUUUCUUCUCCAGAACUGGGGGAAACAGAUGAUUCUGAGGCUGAGGUCCUCAGGACGGAAUUUGCGGACAUUAUCCUCAGCAACAGAAGCUGCAAGACGCUUAUUGAACAGCGAGCGGAAAUCACCUCUCUUCUCCACUGA